Cladophialophora yegresii CBS 114405 is the source of this 588-nucleotide messenger RNA. RefSeq lists its product as uncharacterized. Bases 1 to 588 code for a protein of 195 amino acids. The transcript has 2 exons. Lineage: Eukaryota; Fungi; Ascomycota; Eurotiomycetes; Chaetothyriales; Herpotrichiellaceae. The record is from RefSeq and is a predicted model, not a curated record.
AUGGCCCCCAAAGCCAGCAGGGUUUCCGCCUCAGCAAGCGGCGUCGGCGAUCCAAACUUCGAGUUCGUCAUGAGCGUCUUCAAGAAUUGCGAGCAAGUCAACCUCAUCAAGCCGGACUGGAACGCCGUCGCGAAGGAGCAUGGGAUCAAGCAUGGGCAUAAUGCUUCCUCCAAGAUCAAGUCUAUUGUGGAACAUCACGGGCUCACCUGGGAGAGAAACUCGAUCAAACCUGGCGCUGCUCUGUGCAACGGUGCAUUGAACAGCGCCAAAGCCGUUGUUGGCGAGCCGAAGAUUGCGAGCGCCAAGGGUCGUGGACGCAAGCGCAAGGCUGACACCGAUGCCAAUGACGAUGAUCACGGCGAGGCUGGGGAAGUCGACACUCCCGGCAGCAAGAAGGGUAGCGUAAAGAAGGGAAAGAAGAGGCCGCCUGUCGUUGAGGCAGAGGAUGAAGAUGGAGGAAGCGAGGCGGAGAAGGUCCAGACCACGAAACAGGAAAAUGGUGACGGCGACGCUGAAAGUGAUGGGGUAAAGAAGGCGAAGAACGAGAACGACGAUUCAGACGUUUUGCUUGGAUCCGCGCAUUUCUAA